AUGGGUGGUCAAGUUUCCAAGUUAAUGGGGAAGAUCUUCGGGACGAAGGAAAUGCGGAUUCUGAUGUUGGGUUUGGAUGCUGCUGGAAAGACCACAAUCCUGUACAAGCUGAAACUCACGAACCAGGAGGUCACUACCAUCCCCACUGUUGGGUUUAACGUCGAAAGCGUAACCUACAAGAAUGUCAAGUUCAAUGUGUGGGAUGUCGGCGGCCAGGACAAGAUCCGGCCACUAUGGAGACACUACUAUUCCGGAACGCAAGGCUUGAUCUUCGUCGUUGAUUCCAGUGAUACGGCCCGGAUGGAGGAGGCUCGUUCCGAGCUUCACAAGAUCAUCAAUGACCGCGAAAUGAAGGAUGCUCUUCUCCUAGUGUUCGCGAACAAACAAGAUAUUUCAGGCCGUAUGUAUCUCAAGAACCACCAGGAUGGUGUGCCCACUAACUUACUCUCCGCAGAUAUGAGCCCCGAAGACGUUACCAAUGCGCUCCAACUCAACAAGCUAAAGGACAAGCUAUGGUAUGUCGCGCCUAGCGUGGCUACCGAGGGUACUGGUAUCUUCGAAGGACUUGCUUGGCUUUCCAACAACGUGAAAACACCGGCCCAAAAAUAA
This is a messenger RNA of Aspergillus bombycis, 609 nucleotides long. RefSeq names its product ADP-ribosylation factor 6. The transcript has 4 exons. Gene Ontology annotation, cellular component: cytoplasm. The coding region runs from base 1 to 609 and encodes 202 amino acids. NCBI's taxonomy places the organism in Eukaryota, Fungi, Ascomycota, Eurotiomycetes, Eurotiales, Aspergillaceae. The record is from RefSeq and is a predicted model, not a curated record. Gene Ontology annotation, biological process: intracellular protein transport; vesicle-mediated transport. Gene Ontology annotation, molecular function: GTP binding; GTPase activity.